GUGUGAGAAGCAAACUGCAGGAGCUGAUUCAGGAGAAAUGAGUUUGAGGAAAAUUCUGGAAACUCUAGCCUAUAAAGCUAAGCAAUUUGAAUUACUACACAGUGAGAUAUUAAGUUUGUAAUCAAAGAAAAACAUUAUAAAGGAGGUAUAAAAGAUGUGGCUUGUUGAUUUGUAUCAAUAGUAACCUUAUCUAAUUAAAACACAAUCAUUUCUGUAGCAAGUCUCCCAAGUCAAAAAAGAUAUAAAGGGAGUCCAACACCCAGUCACAAAUUUCAAGUCAAUAUUAUAUUUGUAACCAGGAAGUCCCCAGGUCACGGGGACAAAGGGAAUGGCAGGUAUCUUUACUGUGCACAUCUCAAAGGCUCUGGUCCUCUCCACGGAUGGCAGGGACCCUCUCUCUGGGCCCAGUGUCCACAUCACAUUCAGUGUCCAGGCCUCCCUAUGCGGGGGUGACCCACAGCUAUGCUUGCUCCACAGGCUCCUGGGGGAGGUUGCUGCUACCACCUGCUGGACACUGCUGUCUCUGGGAGCUGAGGUGAUCCAAGAGAAACUUAAUCAUGAAGAAGGUGACAGAGAAGAGAGGGAGGAGAGGCCUAAUGUCCAACUGAGGCUUCAGCAAGGAUCCGAUAAAAACUCAUUUCGAAGCCUGACUUGGUUGAGCAGAAGAUUCUCCUCUUAUGAUGGUACAAGCCCACCUGAAAAUGGACUCUCAGAGCACCUCUGUGAAAUGGAACAGACAAAUGCAGAGAGGACAGAUACAAUCAGUGAUGAAAGUGAUGCACUAGAAAGGCAACAAGCAAAUGAACACGAUGCCCAAGAGUCUGAACCAGCAGAGUACUACGAACAAGCACAUGAUGAAUCAGAUAAUGGAGAUGCAAGAAAGGAGAUGCCCAACCCAGAGCCUACUGAUGAAAAAAGUGCCAAACUAUCCAACCAUGGAUACCAAAUCAAUUCCUGUUCUGUCUAUCUGGUGGAUAUAAAGAAGGAAAAGCCUUUUUUGAGCUCAGAAUUUGAAUUUCAAUCCCAGGCAUCUGACAUAAUAGUGAUCAGCAGUGAGGACUCUGCAGGGUCCGGUGAUGGAGAAAUGUCCUCAGGAGCUUCCAGGUCAGCACAGAGAACAUUGCCCGAUCUUCCAAAUACUGAAAACAAAGCUUUUUAUGAAACAAGCAACAGGAAAAGACGGACGUCCUUUAGUGACGCUUCAGAGUUGAGUGAUGAAGGUGCAUCUCAGAAACCAUACACUUCAUUCCCAGGAAAUGGGUCAGGGACGUCCUUUAGUGACGCUUCAGAGUUGAGUGAUGAAGGUGCAUCUCAGAAACCAUACACUUCAUUCCCAGGAAAUGGGUCAGAUACCUCGGAUUCGGAAAGCAAUUCUACUUUGGGAAAACACAGUGGGAAAAGAAAGAGAAAGAGAGGCAGACCUAAAACUCAGAGUAAAAGAGCCCCAAAGAAAAGAGGCAGACCAAGAGGGAAAAAAACAGCCAACACUGGGCCUCGGAAAAAAGGCGGAAAAAGAGGUCCAAGAAUUCCCAGAGUAGAAAAUAUGGAUUUUCAAAGUCCUCAACUUCCUGUGACAUGUGGUCCAGCAGAGGGGGUUUUAUAUAAGAAGAAAAUGGAACAAGGCAUCUGGCAGAAGUGUAUAAAGAGCAAGAAUGGAAAAUGGUUCACCCUCAAGGAAUUUGAAGCUGAAGGAAAGCAUGAAGCAUCCAAGAACUGGAAGAUGAGUCUGCGCUGCGGUGGAUCGCCCCUAAAAAUCCUGAUUGAGAAUGGACAUCUACCAGUCCCUCCAAGAAAAAGAAAAAAAGAAACCUCAGGUAAAUGUGCAGUGUGCGAAGGAGAGGAAGAACUGUUCUCCUGUGAUACUUGUUCAAGGUUCUUUCAUGAGAAUUGCCACGUCCAACCCAAAGAUGCUAACAGUUACCCAUGGAGUUGCAUUUUCUGCAAGAUAAAGGCUCUUCAGGAAAAGUGCCCAGAAAGCCAACCGCGUCAUCAAGAAUCUGAGGUGCUGAAAAGGCAGAUGCUCCCUGACGAGCAACUGAAAUGUGAGUUCCUCCUCUUGAAGGUCUAUUGCUGUCCAAAAAGCCCCUUUUUUGCCUCAGAACCAUAUUUUCGCUUUUGCCAACAGAGUAGAACUCGAUCUCGGGUCCUGGCAAAGCCCAUGUGGUUAGACAAAAUCAAGAAAAAGCUGACAAGGAACAUAUACUGCCAAGUGGAGUGGUUUAUACAGGACAUGCGUCUCAUCUUCCAGAACCACAGGGUGUUUUACAAGAACAAAAAUUUCAUCAAUCUUGGACUUCAACUAGAAGACAAGUUUGAGAAUUAUUUCAAAGACAUUUUUGGCAUCCAGGAAAUAAGCACCAAGAGUUCUCAAUGUGAGCCCAGGCUUUCAUAAUGUAUCCCAUUUCUAGUUCUCCUUCCAGAAACUCCAGCAGCUACAUGAUACCAUCCAGACCUAUGGCCCCACUGGCCAUACUGCUUGUCACUGUGCAAAUAACAUACCUCACUUCUUUUUUAUUUUUUUGGUUGACAUUUCUGAUCAUUUAUUUUUCUAAAU
This is a messenger RNA of Phacochoerus africanus (Common warthog), 2554 nucleotides long. RefSeq names its product SP100 nuclear antigen (gene SP100). The transcript has 21 exons. Gene Ontology annotation, molecular function: DNA-binding transcription factor activity, RNA polymerase II-specific; DNA binding; protein binding. The record is from RefSeq and is a predicted model, not a curated record. The coding region runs from base 329 to 2392 and encodes 687 amino acids. Lineage: Eukaryota; Metazoa; Chordata; Mammalia; Artiodactyla; Suidae. Gene Ontology annotation, cellular component: nucleus. Gene Ontology annotation, biological process: regulation of transcription by RNA polymerase II.